This is a messenger RNA of Purpureocillium takamizusanense, 324 nucleotides long. RefSeq lists its product as uncharacterized. The record is from RefSeq and is a predicted model, not a curated record. Bases 1 to 324 code for a protein of 107 amino acids. NCBI's taxonomy places the organism in Eukaryota, Fungi, Ascomycota, Sordariomycetes, Hypocreales, Ophiocordycipitaceae. The transcript has a single exon.
AUGGGCGGCCCGAUGAAUCGCGGCUCGCGUCACCGCCCGUCGUCAUUGGCAGGACACCCACCACCGACAGCCGCCAGGGUCCAAGGAGUUCAAAUGAGCCGCACGCGCAUCCCCAGAUCUCACGUGCACAAGGCCGCCGCCCUCAUCGUCGAUGAGGACUGCCAUUCUCGCCGCCAUGCAAAUCGGCUAGUUUCCCAUGCCAUCUCUGGCGGACGGAUCCGUGCUGCCGGGUCGCCGCCCGCCCGCGGCGUCGCAUCAGCCUCCCACAACGGCACCACCAACACGUCAGAGCCCACUCCCCUCCCGUUGUCGAUGCACUGGUGA